AUGGCGUUGCUUCCGAAUACGACUACUAGCAAUGUGCCCACCGACGUGGUCGCGGUGCCCGCGGCGCUCGUCGACGCGAUCCAGGACAACAUGGAGACGACCUUCGGGGCCUAUCUCGUCUGCACGUGUUUGGGGUGCAUAAUGUUUGGCUUGACCACCCACCAGACCUAUCGCUACUUCCGUCUCUAUCCUACUGAUAUGACGGCGCUGAAGGUGCUGGUUCUUACUGUCCUUGUUCUUGAUAUUACACAUACUAUCACCAGCAUACAUGUCUGCUACUUUUACCUUGUCACCAAUUACUUCCAUCCAGAGCGUCUCCUCGACGGAGUGUGGUCCAUUCGACUUAUUAUCCUUGAGAUGGGUGUCCUGAUUCUCGUCUGCCACCUAUUCUUCGCUCGAAGAUUGUUCCUGCUUGGGAACCGCAACCUGAUACCGGUGGUCAUCAUUGGCCUUCUCCUGCUCUUAGAGAUGGGCUUCUGUAUGGCGGCCGUCAUUGAAUCAUUCCUCAAAGUCUCCUUCGCGAACUUCGAGAAGUACCCAUGGUUGAUCUGGACCAUCCUUGCUCUCGCGGUUGCGGUAGACGUGGUAGCCACCAGCACACUCACGUACUAUCUGCGACAAAGCCGAACCGGCUUCAAGCGGACUGACUCGAUGGUGGAUAUCUUGAUGGUGUACGGGAUCAACACUGGUCUUUCCACGAGCGUGGUGACACUUGCCGCACUCAUAAGCGCAAUUGCGCUGCCAAACAGUCUGAUCUACACCGCCAUCAUGGUCGUCGGGACGAAGAUGUACGCCAACUCAUUGCUUGCAGUCCUGAACUCCCGCCGCUCGAUCGUCGAUCGAGGCAUGGAGGGCUUCGAAACCGGCUCGUUUGGGCUUAAGGUCGUCGACCCGCGCGACCUGCAGGUCGAGCCGCGUGAGUUCCACGCGAUCAGCUUCAAGACCCCUGUAUCCCAGAAGCAGAGGGCACGUCCCGUUCUCGGCGUCAAGGUGACGACGGAAACUUUCGUCGACGUCGAUGGGCAUGAAUCGCGCGAGAACGCGGCGGUAGAGGACUGA
Trametes versicolor FP-101664 SS1 is the source of this 1059-nucleotide messenger RNA. RefSeq lists its product as uncharacterized. Bases 1 to 1059 code for a protein of 352 amino acids. The record is from RefSeq and is a predicted model, not a curated record. NCBI's taxonomy places the organism in Eukaryota, Fungi, Basidiomycota, Agaricomycetes, Polyporales, Polyporaceae. The transcript is spliced from 22 exons.